AUGUUCCAUGUUAACCUUUAUUGUGGUUUGCACUGGAGCGAGGGGGACUGGGAUGCCGUCUCCUCCUUUUGCGAAGCAGUCAUGCUAGCUAAGGAGGAGGCAGGACGCAGCGCUUCGCUGCCUCCUCGCAACCCAGCCAUCGCGAAGGACACUCUGGGCGUCGGGGAUCGCGGGACGAUCUCCGGCCACCGUAAGCGCGGGCCUGCGGACGGCGAGCAUGGGUGGCUCGCCGCCCGAUCAGAACCAAACCCAGCAGCGCCUCCAUUAGGCGGGAGAAUUGUCAAAUAUAAUCUAGGUGAGCUAAACGCUCAGACCCCUGUUACAAGAAUCAGAAGCAAAUUAAACCUAGAGAUCGCUCUGGUCGGCACAACGAGAUUUGAUUUACUUUGCGACUAUAUUUUGACUGAACCGGUGCUAGCGGCGUUAAAAAAUAUUGGUUGUAAAGAAAUAACAUUUCAGAUUGGUAAUAGCAAUGUGGAACCUGGUGUGUUGGAGAAGGAGGGCGUUAAGAUAAAUAUGUACCGGUUUAAAGAUUCAAUUCAGGAAGAUAUGAAGAGUGCUGACUUGGUGAUAAGUCAUGCCGGGGCUGGCAGCUGUCUGGAGGCUUUGGAAGCCAACAAGCCGCUUCUGGUAGUUGUGAACGAGGAUCUGAUGGACAAUCACCAGUUGGAACUAGCAGAACAACUACAAAUUGACUCUCACCUGUAUUACUGCACAUGUGAUACAUUAAUAAGUACACUGAACAUGGUGGACUUCACUUUGCUCACUCCAUUCACUAAAGCCAAUUCAUCCAUUUUUGUUAAUUACUUAGAUAGCAUAUUUAGAGUUGAGAAUUAG
Messenger RNA from Spodoptera littoralis (African cotton leafworm), 837 nucleotides. Lineage: Eukaryota; Metazoa; Arthropoda; Insecta; Lepidoptera; Noctuidae. The record is from the annotation of a GenBank genome assembly.